Messenger RNA from Phlebotomus argentipes, 1822 nucleotides. Its product is annotated as lysosomal acid glucosylceramidase. Gene Ontology annotation, molecular function: glucosylceramidase activity. The transcript is spliced from 4 exons. Bases 62 to 1741 code for a protein of 559 amino acids. The record is from RefSeq and is a predicted model, not a curated record. Lineage: Eukaryota; Metazoa; Arthropoda; Insecta; Diptera; Psychodidae. Gene Ontology annotation, biological process: glucosylceramide catabolic process.
UCGAACGUGUCUAGUGAUUGCCGGACGUUCGGCCAGUAAAGCAGCGUGAAAUUCCACCGAAAUGGCACUCAAUCGAAAUUACCUUCUCUCGUUGAUGUAUUUGGCCAUUGUGAGAGUCGCCCUAUUAAGUGCUGAGAAUAUUCCAUGCAAUCUGCGAGAGUAUCAACAUGGAUUUGUUUGUGUGUGUAACAAAACAAACUGUGACUUUCUUGAAGAAUCCGUUGAUAAUCCCAAUGAAUCCGAAUUGGUGAUUGUAUCAUCAAGUCAAGCCGGUCUUCGCUUCGAUGUUAGCAAAUUCACUUGGCCAUCAGAGUCUUCGGAAGUAAAUAUACGGGAUUAUGCAGUCAAACCUGAACCUCAAGUUCUGCUUAUGAGUGAGAAGGCACAAAAUUACAAUUGGGCGUCAAAUCUAUUUGGAAUAUUCGCCAAAAAUGAUGCAUCAGUCAGUGUGGAUUUAUCAAAGAAGUAUCAGAAAGUCGUUGGAUUUGGAGGCGCAUUCACUGGAUCCGUAGCGCACAAUUUAGACCAAAUUUCACAAGAGUUGCAGGAUUUUCUCUACAGAUCUUACUACUCUUCAGCUGGAAUUGGAUACAAUUUCAUGAGAAUCCCUAUUGGUGGUUGUGAUUUUGAUCUCGAAGCAUGGGCAUACAAUGAAGUACCACAAAAUGAUGCAAAGUUGACGAAUUUCACUGAACUUGAUGCCAGAGAUUUGCGCUUCAUCGAUAAACUAAGGCAACUGCAAAGUGCCUCUCAGAAUAGUAAUAUUAAAAUCAUGGCCAGUGCGUGGAGUCCGCCGCCAUGGAUGAAGAGCAACAACAAGUGGUCAGGAGCGAGUUCUCUCAAGAAGCAGUACUACCAAACAUGGGCUGAUUACCAUUUGCGCUACAUAGAGUUAAUGUCGAGGAAUGGAGUGGAUUUGUGGGGCAUCACGACGGGAAAUGAGCCUAUGAAUGGUGUUAUUGGGUUCCUAUUUGUGCACUUCAUGAGUCUGGGAUGGACAGCCGGAGCGCAAGGAUCCUGGGUGGCUGACCACUUGGGACCCACUGUGAAGAACAGCCCGUAUAGUGACGUCAAGAUCUUUGCCGGCGAUGAUCAGAGGUACACCUUUCCCUGGUGGUUCAACGAGAUGAAGACAUCCAGACCGAAUGUGAUGGAUUAUGUGGACGGAUUCGCUGUUCACUGGUACUGGGAUCGUUUCGUCCCAGCUGCGGUUCUGGACAGCGCAAGCGAUAAAUUUCCCGAGAAGCUGAUCAUCAACACUGAGUCCUGUAUUGGGGAUAAACCUCUACAGACUCAUGGACCAAUAUUGGGGUCUUGGGAUCGCGCUGAGGAAUACAUUUUGGCCUACAUUGAAGAUUUGCAGCACUCAGUUAACGGAUGGAUUGACUGGAAUUUGCUGCUUAAUGAAGACGGAGGACCGAAUUAUGUCAGCAAUCAUGUGGAAUCAGCGGUUAUUGUCAACAAGACAUCAGAUGAAGCAUACAAGCAACCCCUCUUCUAUGCCAUUGGACACUUCUCCAGAUUUAUUCCUGAGGGAUCAGUUCGCGUGCUCGUCACGUCAACUGAUUCCCAAGUACAUUGCGUGGGGUUUGAGAGAGCAGACUCCAAAAUUGUCGUGAUUAUGUACAAUAAGCGGAAAAACCCGGUCAAAAUGACUUUAAAUGUGCCAUCGAGGACACCAGUAAAUUUAUCAAUUCCCGCAAAAUCUAUUCAUUCAGUAAUUUUCACUAAGACACAAUGAAAAGUGUGUCGAGAAUAAGAGAAUCGUUGAGAAAAUAAACAGAGUUUAGCACGUUUGGGAGAUUAAAGAAAAUCCCAUUUU